AUGCCAGCCCUGGCCCCCGCCCUGGCUGCGGGGGCGGCCCGGGUUCUGCUGGCGCUGGCCGCGGCUCUCUGCUGGCCGCCGUGCGCCCCGGCGGCCGCGACGCUGAACACCGUGUUGGUGAACUCCAACGCCAUCAAGAACGGGCACUCGGGGCCCGGCGGGGGCGGGGGCGGGGGCGGGGGCGGCAGCAGUGUGGCGCUGGUCCCCUUCUGGGCAGUCAGCGUGGCGCCCGGGGACAGCGUCCUCUUCGACCGACCCAACGGGUACAUGCACGUGGACAACAAACACCAGCAACAUUUUAUGUGUGUGGAUGACAAGGAUUGCGGUCUGGAAGAGUACUGCGACAUCGGCUCCCGGGGCCUUAGCAGCCCAGGCGGCGGCGGGGGCGGCGGCAGCAUCGGGGUGCAAAUCUGCCUACCCUGUCGGAAGCGCCGCAGGCGCUGCCAGCGUACGGUCAUGUGCUGUCCGGGAAAUUACUGCAGCAAUGGGAUAUGUGUGCCUUUGGAUCAGAAUCACUUACAUGCAGUAGAAAUGGAUGAGAUGACCACAGAACCAGUGAAUAAUGACCACAGUCUCUUAGAAGGCCAACCUAGGAGGACCACUCCAUCUGCCAAGACCAAAGGUCAGGAAGGUGCCGUUUGCCUGCGCUCCUCCGACUGCGCCGAUGGUCUCUGCUGUGCUCGACAUUUCUGGUCCAAGAUCUGUAAGCCCGUGCUCAAGGAAGGUCAAGUGUGCACCAAGCACAGAAGAAAAGGCUCUCAUGGAUUGGAGAUUUUCCAGCGCUGUUUCUGCGCGGAUGGCCUGUCCUGCCGCGUGCAGAAAGACCAUUUAACCAACAACGCUUCUAGGCUUCACACCUGCCAGAAACACUGAACCGCCCUUGGGGAUGGCGGCUGCUGAUGGACUCCUGUGUUUGACAUCGAACCUUUUCGGGGAAGGACACUUUCAGUGUUUACAGUUGCACUCUCCAAAUGCUCCUUCCGGAAGCCUGGAGUGCAAAAACGGCUUUGUUUCUGUAGGAAACGAACUCUAUCCAGUGACUGUUUGCAGUAAAUUACUGUGUUGUAAAUAUCCAAUGUGGCAUUUCCCUGUACAUGCUCCCAAACUUUUAAUUAUUUUUCUAAAAGUGCCGCAUGGUCCACAAUUUACCCACAACCUGUAAAUUUUGUACACACUGGUGAUGUUAUCUUGAGUCUG
Messenger RNA from Vombatus ursinus (common wombat), 1197 nucleotides. RefSeq names its product dickkopf WNT signaling pathway inhibitor 1 (gene DKK1). Gene Ontology annotation, molecular function: receptor antagonist activity; co-receptor binding. NCBI's taxonomy places the organism in Eukaryota, Metazoa, Chordata, Mammalia, Diprotodontia, Vombatidae. Gene Ontology annotation, biological process: negative regulation of canonical Wnt signaling pathway; multicellular organism development. Gene Ontology annotation, cellular component: extracellular region. The record is from RefSeq and is a predicted model, not a curated record. The transcript is spliced from 4 exons. The coding region runs from base 1 to 873 and encodes 290 amino acids.